Molecule: messenger RNA, 1845 nt
Organism: Penaeus indicus
Lineage: Eukaryota; Metazoa; Arthropoda; Malacostraca; Decapoda; Penaeidae
Product: leucine-rich PPR motif-containing protein, mitochondrial-like
Exons: 14
Coding region: 1-1845 (614 amino acids)
Biological process (GO): regulation of mitochondrial translation
Cellular component (GO): nucleus; mitochondrion
Molecular function (GO): mRNA 3'-UTR binding; protein binding
Source: RefSeq, a predicted model, not a curated record
AUGAGUGGCAUGGUGUGGACAUACGUGCCCCCAUGCCCAUCAGCAAGGUCAACUAAAAAAAGGCUGAAGUUGGAGCCAAACGUGAAGUUCCUGGAGCUCUUCCUGCUGCUGUUUAGGCUGGCGGGGAGACCUAGGGGGUGCAACCAGCACCUGGCUAUUAUGAAGGAGCGAGACAUUCCCAUCACCGAGACCACAUUUUCCUCUCUCAUUGUGGCUCACGGAGUCAAUAAGGAUCCACAGGGUAUUCAGUCUGUCUUGGACACAAUGAGGAGUGUGCAGAUGUCACCCACCAGGAUCACAUAUGAAGCACUCAUGACAGCCUUUGCCGUUUCUGGCUUGAUCCCGGAGGUGAAGCGCGUGGCGAGACAGAUAAAACAGGAAAAAAUCAGCCUGUCUCAGAGCCAGCUAUCAUCUGUACUUCUUAGCCUUAUCAAGAGUGGCCAAGCUGGGACGGAUUUUGAAAAUGUGGAUUAUAUUGUAGGAAUGAUGGAGGAAGCUGCCGGCAAGAUGGAUCUGUCAAGACUUAUGCUGCAGUGCAUCCAUUCUGGUUAUGUGAGGGAAGCUGUUCAUCUCUUGCCGAAGCAGCCUCUGAUACGGCAGAACAACCACUUGUAUACUAAUGCAAUGGUUUAUCUGCGGGAAAUGGUUCAUGCCAAAGUUGAAGUGACUGAAGUUAUGAACCAGACUUACUGGUGGAAAAUGUGUAAUGAUGUUCGUCAGCAAGAAAUCAACCAGUACUCCUUAGAAGUCGCCCUGGAAUGCGCUCUGGCGGAACACCGAGAGGAACUGGCCUGGGCGCUGAUCCGAGCUCUUAAGGCAGCAGGGAAUCCCGUGAGACAGCAUUACUUCUGGCCUCUCCUUCAUUACAGUGCUCUUACUAACAAUUCUUCAAAGUUGCUCGGGUGUGUUAAGGAAAUGGUGAAGUUGGACAUAACACCAGACUUGGAAACUCUCCGUGAUCAUGUGAUACCAGGCCUCAUCAUUAAUCACCCUCUGUUAACGCUAGAAAUGCUUCAGGGUGCUGGCUUAACCAUCUCUCAGGCGGCCACACCUAUACUUGUUGUCCUCAUUCAGAAUAAGAUGCUGGACCAGUGUUUUGAGUUUGUGAGAGAAAUGAAGCCAUUAUCUCUGCGAGAAAUCAUUUCCCCGCUGGCGUCAGUUUGGGCAGCCAGUCCUCAAAGGGUUAUAUCUCUUUUGGGCAUCCUUAUGGAAAUGAAUAGAUCUACUCUUAAUGAGGGAGAGCUGGAGCCAGAUUGGGGAGGGCAGUUCGUCCUAGACUUGUUGAAUUCAAGAGCUGGACUUAGUGUCCAUCAGAUUCGUCCUCUAUUUGAGGAAUUACACAAGCGCAACGUCAGGGUCUCCGAGAGCGCAGUGGAUAUCCUGAUGACCAGGGCCAGCAAGGUGAUCCAGCAAGCCAUUCGAGACAACCUCAGACUCGUCUUCGAUCCCUCCGUCGGGCAGCCGCUGAAGGAAGAGGAGUACAAUCUCCUUCCACAUCCUAACAAAAUGAAUGUAGAGGAACUGGAGUGUCAUCUUGUGGAACUGCGUGCCAAAGGCCUGAAUACAAGGGGAACUUUGCGAAGACUGCUCAUCAUGCAUGCAUCGAGCAACAAUACUCAACGUGUUCUUGCACUUAUUAAGGAAGCAGAAGUAGGUGAAGUCAGUCUCAGUGGUGGUAUGAUGUCACGUAUCAUGACUACCUUGACUGAGAGCAGCAGUGCAGACAGGCUUUGGCUGUGUAUAAUGAACUGCAAACGAAGUACCCCUCAUUUAAUGUGGACUCUUAUAAGAUGCCGUAAUAUCCUGAAAAGAUAUUUAGAAGAGUAUUCCAAACCGCAUGCUUAA